GUUCCGCGAAUCAAGCCGAUAAGCAGUUUAAAACUUGUAUACUUGUUAAAAACUUAUGUUAUUUAAACAAUUUCUAAUAAGUAAUAAGUUAUUUUAACUAUUUAGUUUUAAUAUUAAAUAGACUAGUGAGUUAAAAGUGUCUUGGAGUUAUAUUCAAAGAAAAAAGGCAAAAAUGCUCGUCGCCCUGUACCUGGCCGUUGGCAUGGUUAACGUACUGGCCAAAGUUAACAAUUACAAUAUAUAUAUACCGAAAAACCAAAAUAUGGAUAUACGAGUCCGUAGAAGUGUAUAUGUAAACGAAGACACAAUAAAUGAAGUCAACGAUAAACAUAUGAAAGUAAUAAAUGAAGUUGGAAUGAAUGAAGUCGAAACAAACAAUGAAAUUUUAAAGAACAAAGUGCGUGAUUAUAUUUUAAACGCAAUUGAAAGAUAUACAGAAUCGAAUUCGAAUAUAAAUGAAUUUGAAAAUAAAUACCGCGCGAUGCAAUUACCAGAGAAUAAUAUAAAAAACGACGAAUUAAACGAGAACAUUGCACAAAUAAAUGAAGUCGAAAAUAAUGAAAAAAUAAAUGAAGUUAUACCAAAUGAAGUCACCAGUGAUUAUUUGUUACGUAGCAAAAGAUAUACUGAGAAAUAUGGCAAGAAUAAUCCCGGCCUGAUGGUCAUGGGCGCAUGCUUUUUAUGUGUGGAUUUUGGAUGUCCAAAAUUCUUCACGAAAAUCGGCAUCCACUGCGUACCAAACGAUUACAAUGAGUACUAAACACUUCAAAUACAUUUACAUUUGUUUUUA
This is a messenger RNA of Galleria mellonella (greater wax moth), 790 nucleotides long. Its product is annotated as nuclear pore complex protein Nup98-Nup96-like. The coding region runs from base 173 to 760 and encodes 195 amino acids. The transcript is spliced from 2 exons. NCBI's taxonomy places the organism in Eukaryota, Metazoa, Arthropoda, Insecta, Lepidoptera, Pyralidae. The record is from RefSeq and is a predicted model, not a curated record.